UUUAUUUGUACGACAAUGACGUGUAACACACGACAACACCUUAAAGAGUUUCUCGCGCAAAUAUAUAUCUCCUUAAGAAGUUUAUACGAAUCUGAAUCACGAUGGAUCCAACCCAAAAAUCCGGCCCGGUUUACGAUAUCGUCAUACUCGGAGCAUCCGGAUUUACCGGCAAAUACGUCGUCCGAGAAGCUCUCAAGUUCCUCCAGACUCCAUCUUCUCCGUUAAAGACCCUAGCUUUAGCGGGUCGUCACCCGACCCGGGUAACCCAAUCUCUCGAAUGGGCAGCCCGCCCGAACCCGCCUCCUUCCUCCGUAGCUAUCCUCACUGCUGAUACAUCCGACACUGGUUCACUUCGCCGUCUCUGUAGUCAGUCCAAACUCAUCCUCAAUUGUGUUGGACCGUUUAGUAUCCAUGGCGAGCCUGUUGUCGCCGCUUGUGUCGAUUCAGGGUGUGACUAUUUGGAUAUAAGUGGUGAACCUGAGUUCAUGGAGAGAAUAGAAGCUAACUACCACGAAAGAGCACAAGAGACCGGCUCAUUAAUCGUUUCUGCUUGUGGCUUCGAUUCAGUUCCUGCUGAAUUGGGUCUUCUCUUCAACUCCAAACAAUGGUUGCCUCCAUCGGUUCCUAACCAGGUCCAAGCAUACCUCAGCGUCGAGUCCCACAAAAAUAUUGUUGUAAACUUUGGGACUUAUGAGUCUGCGGUUUUAGGUGCAAGUGACAGAAAAAAGCUUAAAGAACUCAGACGUUCAAGAACAAGAAGGCCUAGUCCAUCGAUACUUGGUCCACAAGCUAAAGGAACAAUAAUGGAAAACAAGAAGAAGAUUGGUCUUUGGGCUUUGUUUCUACCUUCUCCUGAUGCAGCAGUUGUACGUAGAACUUUCACAACUCUAACAGAGAAACCACGUGGGCUUCCUGGGCUUAACGAGAGUCCGGACAAGAUGCAAAAGAGAGAAGCGUUCUGGUCAACGAUCCAACCAGCUCAUUUUGGUGUGAAGAUAACAUCCAAGUCUCUCUUUGGGAUAUUCAGAUAUGUUACACUUGGAGUCUCCCUUGGUCUACUUUCCAAGUUCUCCUUUGGAAGAUGGCUUCUUUUGAAGUUCCCUUCUGUUUUUAGCCUUGGUUGGUUCAAGAAGAAAGGUCCAAGUGAAGAAGAGGUAGAGAGCGCUACGUUUAAGAUGUGGUUCAUAGGUCGUGGCUACAGCGAAGAGAGACUUGUUUCACAAGGAAAGACAAAGCCUGACAUGGAGAUCAUUACAAGAAUCUCAGGACCUGAGGUUGGGUAUAUAACCACUCCUAUAACACUUGUUCAAUGCGGUUUGAUUGUCUUGAGCCAACGUGAAAGCCUGGUUAAAGGAGGAGUCUACACACCAGGCAUCGUGUUUGGUUCAACUGAUAUCCAGAAGCGACUUGAAGACAAUGGCAUAUCCUUUGAAGUGAUUUCGAAUAGCAAGAUUCAAGACUAAGAUCGAAAGAGAUCUCUUAUCUAAUAUUAUAUUUUGUUUUUAAGUUAUGUUUCUUCAUCUAACGAGCUUCAAUGAUACGAUGAAGACAGUUUAAUGGUAAUAAUAAAUUCGUUUCGUUGACGUUGGGUAUGUUGAUGUACUCAAGAACAGAGUGUCUGUUGAAAAGGAGAACUUUAUUCAGUAAUCUUAAGCUAG
Molecule: messenger RNA, 1658 nt
Organism: Thlaspi arvense
Lineage: Eukaryota; Viridiplantae; Streptophyta; Magnoliopsida; Brassicales; Brassicaceae
Source: the annotation of a GenBank genome assembly